This is a messenger RNA of Cuculus canorus (common cuckoo), 2916 nucleotides long. It is a transcript of the gene MOCOS, whose product is annotated as molybdenum cofactor sulfurase. Gene Ontology annotation, biological process: Mo-molybdopterin cofactor biosynthetic process. Bases 676 to 2841 code for a protein of 721 amino acids. The transcript has 15 exons. Lineage: Eukaryota; Metazoa; Chordata; Aves; Cuculiformes; Cuculidae. Gene Ontology annotation, molecular function: pyridoxal phosphate binding; molybdenum cofactor sulfurtransferase activity; molybdenum ion binding. The record is from RefSeq and is a predicted model, not a curated record.
CUUACCUUGACCAUGCCGGUUCAGCACUUUUCCCAGAGAGUCUCCUUAAAGCUUUUACUGAUGACCUUAGAAGCAACGUUUAUGGCAACCCUCAUAGUCAGAACAUCAGUAGCAAGCUGACAUACGACACAAUCGAGCAUGUCCGAUACAGUCUUUUUCUAGAGCAGAAAUGGGACUAUUUGAAAAUGCAUGAAAAAGCGAUGAGAUUUGUAGCACAAAGUCAGGAGCCAAAACCUUGUCAGUGGAUGAGAACUGCUAUGUAAGGAGAUCACAAUGAGCCUUGAGGACAAAAUAACCUUUUUGUGUCAGACAAGAUGAGAGACAGCUACUCAGGGGCAACAAGCAGGUCAAAGUGCCAGAAGAGGAAACUGUUUCUUGCAGUAGAAUUUGGUGGGCAGUGGGACAAUGGAGGCAUCCCAAAGGCAGAGAAAAGCCCUCUAAGGAAGAUGUGUUACAGUAGAGACUUUGUCGACAGAGAAAAAGGCAUGACUUGGAACAUUAUAAAUAUUGCAACAUUUUAACACCACUGCUGAAGAUUAUACCGUCAUUUUCACAUCUGGAUGCACAGCUGCGCUUAAACUGGUAGCAGAAGCAUUCCCUUGGAUACCUGAAGGCACAAAGGAAACAAGUAGUCGAUUUUGUUUCCUGACUGACAGCCACACAUCUGUGGUGGGUAUGAGAGGGAUAACUGCCUUAAUGAAUGUCUUGUCUGUUCCAAUAAAACCAAAGGAACUAUUGUUAUCAGAAGAAAACAAGAUACCAGCUGAAGAACAAAACUGCACGACACCUCAUCUUUUCUCUUAUCCGGCUCAGAGCAAUUUUUCUGGUACCAAAUAUCCCCUUUCAUGGAUACAGGACAUAAAAUCUGGAAAACUCUGCCCCGUCAAUAUACCAGGGAAGUGGUUUGUUCUACUCGAUGCAGCGUCAUAUGUGAGCAGUUCUCCUUUAGACUUGGGAGUUCACCAAGCUGACUUCAUCCCCAUCUCAUUUUAUAAAAUUUUUGGAUUCCCAACUGGUUUAGGAGCAUUAUUGGUAAAUAACAGGAUUGCCCCCCUCUUGAGGAAAACUUAUUUCGGAGGUGGAACUGCAGCUGCCUACCUUGCAGGAGAGGAUUUUUAUUUCCCAAGGAAAUCUAUAGCAGAAAGGUUUGAAGAUGGCACAGUCUCUUUUCUUGAUAUCAUUGCUCUGAAACAUGGAUUUGAUGUUCUGGAAAAACUCACAGGUGGAAUGGAGAAAAUAAAACAACAUACCUUUGCAUUAGCUCACUACACCUAUAAUGUGCUGUCUACCUUAAAAUAUGCCAAUGGGGCUCCUGUAGUACGUAUUUACAGCGACACAGACUUCAGCAAUCCUGAUGUCCAGGGUCCAAUCAUUAAUUUUAACGUGCUCGAUGAAAAUGGAGAGGUGAUCGGCUUUUCACAGGUGGACAAGAUGGCCAGUCUCUACAACAUACAUGUCCGCACUGGUUGCUUCUGUAACACAGGAGCCUGCCAGAUGCAUUUGGGCAUAAGCAACGAGGACAUCCAAAGGAACCUGCAGGCUGGCCACGUCUGUGGAGAUGAUAUAGACCUACUUGAUGGACGUCCCACUGGUUCUGUGAGAAUAUCCUUUGGCUAUAUGUCUUCUUUUGAAGAUGCACAGACUUUUUUGAAAUUCAUCAUAGCCACCAGACUCUCGAAGUCAGACACUGAGAUUCUCGUCCAGUCCUCUGUUACAAAGUUGACAACAGAGUCUGUCCCAGAUGACCUGCCUUCCUUUAGCAAUGCAGAUAAAUUGUGUCCACUACCACACAUCUUGGACAGAGAACUCAAGCAUAAUUUGUCUGCAAGAAAGAUGACUGUCAACUGGCAGCCACCAGAGGCUGAGGCAGAAAGCAUAAGGGCAGCUGUUUCUGAGACGGCAGUACCAACAUGUAGAAGAGGUAGCAAGCCCAUCACCGUCACCAACAUUUACCUCUACCCAAUCAAAUCCUGCUCUGCGUUUGAGGUUACAGAAUGGCCAGUAGGAAACCAGGGUUUGCUAUAUGAUCGCAACUGGAUGGUUGUAAACCAGAAUGGAGUCUGCAUCACUCAGAAGCAGGAACCAAGGUUGUGUCUUGUAAAUCCUUCAAUUGAUCUGAAGCAAAACAUUAUGGUCAUUGAGGCAGAAGGCAUGGACCCAAUAUCUGUAUCACUAGAAGAAAAUACUGGAAAAGAGACUGUGAUCUGUGAAAGUAAAGUCUGUUCACAUAGGGUAAAAACAUACGACUGUGGAGAAAGAAUUGCUGGCUGGUUCUCUACGUUUCUUGGUCAUCCAUGUCACUUGAUAAGACAAAGUUCAGACACGAGAAACAAGUCACAUCAGAAGAACACAAAAGGUCUGGCAUCUGCUGCAAACAUCUCACUCUCUCUUGUGAAUGAAGCACAAUACCUCCUGAUAAAUGUAGCAAGCAUUCUGCAGCUGAAAGAACAUGUUUCUGCAAGAUUAGAAGUGCCAUUGGAAAUAGAGGAAUUAAUUCAACGUUUCCGUGCCAACAUUGUCAUCAGUGCACCAGAGUCCUUCGAAGAAGAAGAGUGGGCUGAGAUAUCAAUUGGUUCUCUGCGAUUGCAGGUUGUGGGCCCGUGUAGCAGAUGUCAAAUAAUCUGCAUUGAUCAACAGUCUGGGGAACGAAACAAAGAAUUUCUGCAGUCUCUCUCUGCUGCCAGAGGCAGAAAGACAAACUUUGGCAUCUACCUGAUGAACCAGCCCUUGCAUUCAUCCUUUCCAGAUGUUUUAUCGGUUGGGUCUGAAGUAAUUCCAGUACUGAAGGAGAAUACAGAAAUUCAGCCACCGACAUCCAAUGAAGAAAAGUGUUCAGGGUAGAUUCUCUGGUGGAGAUGAAAUUUAUGUGUGACUCCAGGGAAAAGUCAGUAGUCAGUUAUUAAAAAAAAAAAAAAA